CUACCAUGAUUCAUACAGAUUAUAGUACUAGAGCUUCUACAACAAUCUACGUUCGUUUAUAUAUUCAGCUUGAUUCUUGAUUCCGUACUCAAACGUAAUUUGUGUGUGAACGUGAACGUUAGUCGUAUUUCGUGUUACUGUUGUUGAAUUUAUUUUUCAAAUUAGAAAAAUGACUGUCGAUUUUUACUACGCCCCAGGAAGCGCUCCUUGCCGCGCCGUCAUCCUACUUGCCAAAGCUAUAGGAGUUGACUUGAACAUGAAACUCACUCACUUGCAUGAAGGAGAACAUUUGAAACCCGAAUUCUUGAAAUUGAACCCACAACACACCGUUCCCACCAUGGAUGAUAACGGUUUCUCGCUCUGGGAAAGUCGUGCCAUCAAUACCUAUUUGGUUGAAAAAUACGCCAAGGAUGACGCUUUGUUGCCAAAAGACCCCCAAAAGCGUGCUCUCGUUCUACAAAGAUUGUUCUUCGAUGCCGGUACCUUAUACCAAAGAUUUGGUGACGCUUACUAUCCACUCAUCUUCGCUGGUGUCCCAGUACCUGAAGAUAAGAAGAAGAAGCUCGAAGAAGCUUUUGAGUUCCUUAACACCUUCUUAAGCAGCACCGAAUACGCUGCUGGUGAUAAAAUUACCUUGGCUGAUUACAGUUUGUUCACCAGUGUGACUUCAGUUACGGCUGUCGACUUCGAUAUUAGUAAAUACACAAAUGUCACUAAAUGGUUGAGCAAGUUGAAAACUCAAUUGCCCGCUGAACCCGAAGGUGUUGGCGCUGAUGCAUUCCGUCAAUGGUAUUUGAGCAGCGUUAAGAAAAAUUAAUACUCGUCGUAUUAAUUUUCACGUCCUAUUUUUUUUUCCACUUAUUUAUAUAAGUACUUAUUAUUUUGUUCACAUUGUCACUAUAUGUUAAUCGACUGCCGUGAUAAAAUGUGUUAUUUUUAAACAGAAUAUUUUUAAUAAAUUUAUUUUUAUCACUGCAAAAA
Messenger RNA from Planococcus citri (citrus mealybug), 981 nucleotides. RefSeq names its product glutathione S-transferase 1-1-like. The transcript has 6 exons. Bases 170 to 817 code for a protein of 215 amino acids. Gene Ontology annotation, biological process: glutathione metabolic process. Lineage: Eukaryota; Metazoa; Arthropoda; Insecta; Hemiptera; Pseudococcidae. Gene Ontology annotation, molecular function: glutathione transferase activity. The record is from RefSeq and is a predicted model, not a curated record.